Tripterygium wilfordii is the source of this 818-nucleotide messenger RNA. Its product is annotated as major pollen allergen Bet v 1-M/N-like. The record is from RefSeq and is a predicted model, not a curated record. NCBI's taxonomy places the organism in Eukaryota, Viridiplantae, Streptophyta, Magnoliopsida, Celastrales, Celastraceae. Bases 65 to 553 code for a protein of 162 amino acids. Gene Ontology annotation, molecular function: abscisic acid binding; signaling receptor activity; protein phosphatase inhibitor activity. Gene Ontology annotation, biological process: defense response; abscisic acid-activated signaling pathway. Gene Ontology annotation, cellular component: cytoplasm; nucleus. The transcript has 2 exons.
AACCAAACCAAUUAGUCUUGCAAUUGCAUAAUUCUUCAACACACAUAAAAGAAAAAACAACAACAUGGGUGUUGGGAUCAUUGUGGAUGAGCAUGUGUCUUCAAUCUCUGUCGAGAGGCUAUGGAAGGCAGCCAUUGUUGACGGUCACAACCUUGUCCCUAAGCUUCUUCCCAACAUCAUUUCAAGCAUUGAAAUCCUUGAAGGAGAUGGAGGAGUUGGCACCAUCAAGAAGUUAAACUUCACAGAUGAUGUCAUGGGUGCUCAGUACAUUAAGGAUCAAGUGGAGGUGAUAGACCAUGAGAAGCAUAUAUUCAAGUUAUCUAUCAUUGAAGGAGGCCUUAUUGGUAUAAAGAUGAAGUCUUAUGUUUAUGAGGUUUCUUUUACAUCAACUAGUGAGGGAGGUUCUUUGGCCAAUCUGAAAAUAGAUUAUGAACCAUUAGAGGAUGCUGUCCUGCCAUCUGAAGAAGAGAUCAACAACAUCAAGCUAGCUCAUAUUGCAAUGGUUAAGGCUGUGGAUGGGUAUCUCUUGGCCAACCCAGAUGCUUAUGCUUAAUUCCACCAAUAGGGUUUUGCACUAAUUUGCUUCUGUUUCUCCAUCUUAUUGUCUUUGCCGAUCUGGGAUUUGAAUAAUCUGCGAGUGUCAGACAACAACAAGUAAUUGAUGUUGGUAUGGUGUGUUUGAAUUCAUGGUGUGUAACUCCAUUUGGGAUUGUAAUGUUUGCUGUGUAUUUUGAAUUGGUUUAUGUAUUGAUUCAGAAUAAUGAGCACAAUGUGCCAAUUUUAUGCAUCUUUAUGAAUUUCUAGGUUUCAAAGUUCUA